Melitaea cinxia (Glanville fritillary) is the source of this 2168-nucleotide messenger RNA. It is a transcript of the gene UGT39B1, whose product is annotated as UDP-glycosyltransferase UGT5-like. The record is from RefSeq and is a predicted model, not a curated record. The coding region runs from base 1 to 1383 and encodes 460 amino acids. Gene Ontology annotation, molecular function: UDP-glycosyltransferase activity. The transcript has 4 exons. Lineage: Eukaryota; Metazoa; Arthropoda; Insecta; Lepidoptera; Nymphalidae.
AUGAGUUUAUAUAUCCUCAUUAAUAAUUUUCUUUUCUUGUUUAUAGGUACAGAAAGACCAAAUGUAUUUAACAUGGUCGAAAUGUCUGCUGAGGACUUCUACAAACAUGUUCUAUGGGCCGGUGGUUUAGCUUAUACGGAACUAACCUUAAAUUCAACAGACGUUAAGGAAUUUUUAAAAAAAGACAACAAGUUUGACUUAGUCAUCAACGAGCAGUUUUUCCAAGAGGCUCUUUACACACUUGCGUAUAAAUAUAAUGCACCUUUAGCAUUGGUUUCAACCUUUGGUAAUUGCAUGAGACAUAACGUUGUAGUACGAAAUCCUUUGCAACUGGCCACGGUAACUUCGGAGUAUUUAGAUGUUAGAGAGCCUUCGAGUUUUUGGGGACGAUUUAGAAACUUAUAUUUUACGGCGUAUGAAUACUUCUGGUGGAAAUUCUGGUACUUGAAGAAACAGGAGGAGCUAGUGAAAAAGUAUUUACCAGAAAUAGCAAACGAUGUACCGAGUUUUUACACAUUGCAGAACAAUGUAUCCUUGUUCAUGAGCAAUAGUCAUUUUAGUUUCGACCCAGCUACCGCUCUGCUACCUAAUAUAGUUGAAAUUGGAGGAGUUCAUUUAUCAAAGAGUAAUGCCAGUUUACCAGCGGAUCUUCAAAAACUCUUAGAUGAUGCAAAAGACGGCGUGAUUUAUAUUAGUUUUGGUUCAAACGUAAAAAGCUCUGAGAUACCAUUAGAAAAGAAGAAAGACUUUAUAAAGGUUUUUAAACGAUUGGAAAAAUACACCAUAUUAUGGAAAUGGGAAGAUGAUCAUUUUGAAGAUAAGCCUCCUAAUUUAGUAACGCGUAAAUGGUUUCCUCAAAAGGAAAUUUUAGUUCAUCCGAACAUUAAACUGUUUAUAUCUCACGGUGGCUUGAUAGGAAUGCAAGAAGCUAUUUUUAACGGUAUACCUCUCGUGGGCGUUCCAGUAUACGCUGAUCAAUAUAACAACUUGCUGAUAGCUGAACAAGCUGGUUUCUGUAAAAUUCUCUCGUAUCAUGAUAUUAAUGAAAAUACUUUAUACAACACUGUAAGUGAAAUUCUUAAUCACAAUUCUUAUAUGGAAAAGGCUAAAGAAGUUUCUCGAAGGUUCAAGGAUAGACCCAUGAGCGCUUUAGAUACAGCAAUGUUUUGGAUAGAAUAUGUAAUAAGAAAUAAAGGUGCAGAAUAUAUGAAGAAUCCUGCAAGAAAUAUGAACUGGUUUGCAUCGAAUAUGAUAGAUGUUUAUGCUACAAUAUUAUUGGCUUCAAUUAUAGUGAUAGUUGCUCUAGUUAAAAUUAUAAAGUCACUCUUAAGUUUUUUAUCUCUUAACAAAAUUAAAAUAAAUACGAAGAAAAAGAUUGCAUAAUGUUUAUACGUAUUAAUUAAAUAAGUACAUGUAUUUUAUAAGUGUUAUAUUUGUUUCAUAACAAGUGUUUAAUUUAUUAUAUUUUAUCUCAUUAUCAUAUCUCUUUUACUCGUAAUGUGUAGACAAUUGCUAAAUCCUUUUAAUUCAUAUGUGAAUAAACGAAGCGAUGACACUUAGCGACUCAUGAAACGUCCGCAUAUAAUUAGACAAAUAUUUGCUUCAAGCAUUGCUGUUGGAACAGUCAGACGUCUAUUAUACGAAGAUUCUCAACUGUAAGUCAACGUAUGCAUCCCAAAUGUCGAGCCAGCUUAAAUUUUGAGCAAACUAAAAGCUAAUAUUUGUUACACUUACAUAUAUCUUCGUUUGUUUUAUUAAAUUUUUAUAUUAGGUACUUACUAUUUAUAUUUAAAAAUUUAGAAAUCGCUAAUUUGUUGCGUAACUACCUAUAUAAUAGGUGUUUGAUUAUUUAUACGAAGAAUAUUUCGAGAAUUACAAUUAAAAUUAACUAGAUGAUUGUGGUUUCACCCGCUUUGGUACAUAUGUCUCCGCGUCGAUGAUUAUUGUUACUGCUUCCUCCAAUUUUAAACUUAUAGUUAUAACAUAAAAUAGUUAUUUGAAAAAGUCUUGACAAUUUUUUUUACAUACCAAUUAUUUAACUAUUUCAGAAGAGAUUUUUGUAGAUAUAGACUUACUGUACACAAUGUUUACAUUUAGCACCUAAUGUUACAAAUGAGGAAUGUUAUGGUCUUCGAACAUUUUCAUACACAUGAAAUAAUAUGCAUUUA